AUGUCAUUUGCUACAAAGCUCAUAUAUUUUGGCCUAUGCUUUAUUUGUAUAGCAUAUAACUGGACAUUUCAGAUCACUACCCUUGUCAACUUCAAAGAAUCUUAUCUUAUGAAUGGCAAACCUAAAUCUGAGAGAGCAAUCCGAGCUGCACUAAAGGUGGGUAGCGCUGUGGAAGCAGCUAUAGAACGCUUCGUUGCAGUCGGAGAAACAAUAGCAGAUGAAAAUCCAGAUAUUCAACCGGAAAUGUAUGAUGCCUGUCAUGAAGCUCGUUUAGCAGGGGCUUCUAUCGCCAAUCUAUCAUGUUGUUCAACGGACAUUCCUGAUGCACCUCUUCUUGACAAAAGCGUGCUGGUCCGAGCCAGCCGGCAACUUUUGAGUAGCGUGACAAGAGUACUUCUUCUGGCUGAUAGAGUUCUGGUGAAGCAGAUUUUACGUGCGGAAGAUAAGGUUGCUUAUUCCUUAUCACGACUUGAAGUCUGCCGAUCGUUUACCGAGUUUGUGAAGAUUUUUGCAGAAUUUGGUGGGGAAAUGGUUGAUCUGGCUCAUAGAUCAGGCGACAGGUGUGUACCAAACAGUUUUGAAUUAUGUUUCUACUUGUUUACUUGUAGCAUUAUAAUGUUUUGUUGUUUUUAACU
Molecule: messenger RNA, 635 nt
Organism: Cylicostephanus goldi
Lineage: Eukaryota; Metazoa; Nematoda; Chromadorea; Rhabditida; Strongylidae
Source: the annotation of a GenBank genome assembly